This is a messenger RNA of Penicillium crustosum, 468 nucleotides long. RefSeq names its product 40S ribosomal protein uS13. NCBI's taxonomy places the organism in Eukaryota, Fungi, Ascomycota, Eurotiomycetes, Eurotiales, Aspergillaceae. The transcript is spliced from 3 exons. Gene Ontology annotation, molecular function: RNA binding; structural constituent of ribosome. The record is from RefSeq and is a predicted model, not a curated record. Gene Ontology annotation, biological process: translation. Gene Ontology annotation, cellular component: small ribosomal subunit; ribosome; cytosol. The coding region runs from base 1 to 468 and encodes 155 amino acids.
AUGUCGCUCGUGACCGGCGAGAAGACGAACUUCCAGUUCAUCUUGCGUCUGCUCAACACCAAUGUUGACGGCAAGCAGAAGAUCAUGUACGCGCUGACCCAGAUCAAGGGUGUCGGUCGCCGUUACUCCAACCUGGUCUGCAAGAAGGCCGAUGUCGACCUCACCAAGCGUGCUGGUGAGCUCACCACCGAAGAGCUCGAGCGUAUCGUGACCAUCCUUCAGACCCCUACUCAGUACAAGAUCCCUUCGUGGUUCCUCAACAGACAGCGCGACAUCACCGAUGGCAAGGACACCCAGGUUGUCUCCAACGGUCUCGACUCCAAGCUCCGUGAGGAUCUCGAGCGCCUCAAGAAGAUCCGCUCCCACCGUGGUCUGCGUCACUACUGGGGCCUCCGUGUCCGUGGUCAACACACCAAGACCACUGGCCGCCGCGGUCGCACCGUCGGUGUCAGCAAGAAGAAGGGCUAA